Oryctolagus cuniculus (rabbit) is the source of this 5439-nucleotide messenger RNA. Lineage: Eukaryota; Metazoa; Chordata; Mammalia; Lagomorpha; Leporidae. The record is from RefSeq and is a predicted model, not a curated record.
GGAGGCGGACCGGCGAGCUCAGGCACGGGGCUGCGGGGAAACUGGGGACCCGGGGGCCUGGCCCAGGAGCUCGGCCCGGGCUGCCUUCCCCGCGGCGCACUCUCGGGCUCCGACUCCGGUUGCCACGGAGACAGGAGGCGGUUGCCACGGCGACCGACGACUGAGAGGACCAGCCAAUCCCUCCCAGCCGCGGCUGCCGCUCCCCGCGGGAUGGAGGCAUCGCGCGGGGCGGGGCCGCCCUGCCGGGCCCCCGCACCGGGCUCCAGACAACUCCCCGCGUCUUCCCGGCUCGGGGUGAUGCCACUCUGGGGGUGCCCAGCCUCCGCGUGGCCCCGAGCCCCUGCCUGGUAAAGGGGAGGAUGCUGCGGGAAAGGCCAGGCCAGGCGCAGGUGCCCCCGCCCCUCGGACCCGCGCUCUGCAGUGCCGGGCGCGCGCCCGCGCGGGAGGGGGGCGGCGGGCGGGGCGGCGCCGACGUCAUCCGCUCCCCACACCCGGCCGAGGGGCGGUGGCCGCGCAGCCUCCGCCGGGCGGCGGCACAGACGGACGGACCGAGGGACAGAGGCAUCGAGGGACCGGCGGGCAGACGGCCAGGCCAUGCCAGGGGAGGCUGCGCGAGCCGAGCUGCUGCUGCCCGAGGCCGGCGGGCCCGGGCCCCGCACAGAUCUCUCCUGUGAUGCGGUGGCCGCCACCAUCCCGGGAGGGGACCUGCAGCAGCCCCAGGCCCUGACGCCAGGUUCCAGUCCCCUGGCCCUCUCGUUCCUGCCCAGCAAGCCGGGCGCCCGGCCCCAGCCCGAGGGCGCCAGCUGGGAUGCAGGGCCUGGCGGGGCCUCCUCGGCCUGGGCAGACGCAGCAGAAGGCGGCCCGAGCCCCACCCUCCUCCCCGAGGGCCCGCCGUCCCAGGCUCUGUCCCCAGAGGCGCUGCCCUCGAGCCUGGAGCCCCGGAUCGUGAUGGGCGAGGAAACGUGCCAGGCCCCCGCCUCGCCUUGGGCAGCCGGGCCCGCGCUCAGGGACCGGGAAGGUGGGCGUGCCGGCCUGCACCCACCCCCCGAGCCGUGUUCUCAGGGUGACCCUCCUGUGCCUUCCCCUCCCCCAGACCCUGAUUCCUUCUUCACACCUCCCUCCACCCCCACCAAGACCACCUACUCCCUGCUCCCCAGCCAUGGGGACAGCUGGGACCCCGAGCCCGAGCUGGACUCGCCACCCGCCUCGCCCUCGGGCUCCUACAUCACGGCCGAUGGGGACAGCUGGGCCUCGUCGCCAUCCUGUUCCCUCAGCCUGCUGGCGCUGGCCGAAGGGCUGGACUUCCCCUCCAGCUGGGGCCUCUCCCCGCCAGGGUCCGUGGUGGACGAGGGCGAGCGGAGCCCGCCCAGGCCGCCGGGAGCCCCGUCCACAGAGUCCAGUCUCUCUGCAGACAGCAGCUCCUCCUGGGGCCAGGAGGGCCACUUCUUCGACCUGGACUUCCUGGCCAAUGACCCCAUGAUCCCCGCGGCCCUCCUGCCCUUCCAGGGCAGCCUCAUCUUCCAGGUGGAGGCCAUGGAGGUGACACCGCUGCACCCGGAGGAGGAGGAGGAGGAGGAGGUGGAGGAGGAAGAGGAGGCGGUGGGAGCAGCUCCGGCCCCGGGCAGGGACCUGGCCGGGGAGGGCGAAGACGACAGCACCUCCACCUCCUUCCUGCAGUCGCUGUCCGACCUGUCCAUCACAGAGGGCAUGGACGAGGCCUUUGCCUUCCGGGACGACACCUCGGCCGCCUCAUCUGACAGCGACUCGGCCUCCUACGCAGGGGCCGACGACGAGAGGCUGUACAGCGGGGAGCCCCACGCCCAGCCCAGCGCCCCAUUCCUGGAGGGCACCCAGAAGGCAGAGCAGGAAUGCAGGGCGGCCGCUGAGCAGCCGCGCGGUCCAGAAGGGCCCGAGUCCUGCGGCCUGGAGGCCGCCGGGGCCACACCCACCCCUCGGGUCUCAGAGCGAGAGGCCUGUCUCACCCAGAGCCAAGACCGGAUGGAAACAGCAGGAGAGAAGCACGCUCCAGGCCAGGAGGCCACAGCCUCCAAGACCCCUCCUGCCCUGCAGGCAGCCCCAGGCCCCCAGCUGACCCCUGAGGCCGAGGAGGAAGAAGAGGAGGACUCCACAGCUGGGGGAGCACCAUCCCAGGCAGCCCCAGGCCCCCAUAUAACCCCUGAGGCUGAAGAAGAGGAGGAAGACUCCACAGCUGGGGGAGCACCAUCCCAGGCAGCCCCAGGCCCCCAUAUAACCCCUGAGGCUAAGGAGGAAGAAGAGGAGGACUCCACAGCUGGGGGAGCACCAUCCCAGGCAGCCCCAGGCCCCCAUAUAACCCCUGAGGCCGAGGAGGAAGAAGAGGAGGACUCCACAGCUGGGGGAGCACCAUCCCAGGCAGCCCCAGGCCCCCAGCUGACCCCUGAGGCCGAGGAGGAAGAAGAGGAGGACUCCACAGCUGGGGGAGCACCAUCCCAGGCAGCCCCAGGCCCCCAUCUAACCCCUGAGGCUGAAGAAGAGAAGGAAGACUCCACAGCUGGGGGAGCACCAUCCCAGGCAGCCCCGGGCCCCCAGCUGACCCCUGAGGCUGAAGAAGAGGAGGAGGACUCCACAGCUGGGGGAGCACCAUCCCAGGCAGCCCCAGGCCCCCAGCUGACCCCUGAGGCUGAGGAAGAAGAGGAGGAAGACUCCACAGCUGGGGGAGCACCAUCCCAGGCAGCCCCGGGCCCCCAGCUGACCCCUGAGGCCAAGGAAGAAGAGGAGGACUCCAUAGCUGGGGGAGCACCAUCCCAGGCAGCCCCGGACCCCCAGCUGACCCCUGAGGCUAAAGAAGAGGAGGAGGAGGAGGACUCCACAGCUGGGGGAGCACCAUCCCAGGCAGCCCCAGGCCCCCAGCUGACCCCUGAGGAUGAAGAGGAGGAGGACUCCACAGCUGGGGGAGCACCACCCCAGGCAGCCCCAGGCCCCCAGCUGACCCCUGAGGCUGAGAAGGAAGAAGAGGAGGACUCCACAGCUGGGGGAGCACCAUCCCAGGCAGCCCCAGGCCCCCAGCUGACCCCUGAGGCUAAAGAAGAGGAGGAAGACUCCACAGCUGGGGGAGCACCAUCCCAGGCAGCCCCAGGCACCCAGCUGACCCCUGAGGCUAAGGAGGAAGAAGAGGAGGACUCCACAGCUGGGGGAGCACCAUCCCAGGCAGCCCCAGGCCCCCAGCUGACCCCUGAGGCUAAGGAGGAAGAAGAGGAGGACUCCACAGCUGGGGGAGCACCAUCCCAGGCAGCCCCGGGCCCCCAGCUGACCCCUGAGGCUAAGGAGGAAGAAGAGGAGGACUCCACAGCUGGGGGAGCACUAUCCCAGGCAGCCCUGGGCCCCCAGCUGACCCCUGAGGCUGAAGAGGAGGAGGAGGACUCCACAGCUGGCCGAGCACCUGCUCCCAGGGCACUGUCCCAGCCCUGCCAGGAGAGGGCCGGCGCUGCCUUGGGCCCGGAUCCUGGCACUGCAGAAGGCCCUCCCUCUCUGCAGGAUGAAGCCGGCCACACCUCGUGCCCAGACCCUCCACAGAACACAACAGCAGCAGGACCAGACCUCCCUUCAGGCCCAGGGCCUGUGGCUGCAGCUCCGCCCGUGCCCCCACAGGCCCUCCUGCCCGACUGUCCCACGGCAGGCUGCCCAGCAGGUCCAGAAGCUGUGGCUGCCAGCGGCCUGCAGGCCGCAGGGACCAAGGACACAGAGCCUAUGACUUCCCAGAACCAAGCUGUGGCCUUAAGGGCAAGGCCAGCUCUGGAGAACAAGUCCACAGCGCCCCCUGCAGGCCCAGCGCUGCCAGUCGCGGCCCAGGCCCAGCAGGAUGACCCGGAGCUAGCCGCAGAGGCCGAAGACGCGAGUCCCACCUCCGGCAUGGAGGCCCCCGGCCCCCCUGGGCCUGCCUUUGACAUCGGGGGGGCAGCAGCUGCACCUGAGCGGGAGGAGAGUUCCGGAGCCCACGUGCACACGAGUGACGAGGCUGAGAAGCGGAGGCGUGGAGGCCCCAAGCCACUGGCACAGGGACAUGGUGGACCCAGGUCAGCACCCCCAGGUGCAGGGGAGACUCCCGGGGUCAGCCAGGGGCAGCCCCCGAGCCCAGCCAGGGAGGGAAAGCGUCCGAGUGGCAAGUCCACCUCGAGGCCCAAGCUUCCCGCCGCCAAGCUGGCAGAGGCUGGGCUGGGCUCCUGCUCCAAGGCCCCAGCAAGGGCUGCUUCCAGGCUGGGCAGGGGCUGCCCCGAAGAGCCUGCCCCGGCUACACCCUGCCGCCAGCCAGAGCCCGUGCUGGGCCUGGGCCGUUCCCAGGUGGUCCCCAGCGUCCUCAGCCCCACCCCACCUCAGCCUCCAGAAGACCCUGCCCGGGCCCUGCCCACUGCACCCCAGCACAGGCACCCGGGCUCCCUCGGCCCCUGCCUGUGCCAGCACCCCCAAGACUCCCUGGACGACGAGGAACCUCCAGACUCUCCGGCUCCCCCGACGUCCAGGGCAAGAGCCCAGCGGGCCACUGCUGCCGUCUCAGGAACCCCGCGGCUGCCAGGGCCCAGGCAGCAGGCGGGCCUCGCCGCCCGCUCCCCGCUCCCGAGCCCCGAGGCAGCCCCCACCGAUGCCAAAGACGUGGCCUCGGGGCCUCUGCCCCCCCGCCAAGUGCCUCCUCCACCCGGGCCCAGCAGCCUGGCGGACGCCCCAGGGGCCCCGGCCCCCGAGCCGCAAGAGGACGAGGACAGCCCUGAGGAAGACUCACCGCGGGCCCCAGGCUCGGGCCAGCACUCAGACAGUCACGGGGAGUCGUCGGCCGAGCCGGAUGAGCAGGACGUCUCGGCACCUCAGCCGGCGCAGUGCCCGGCCCAGGCCCCGGCCAGCAGCAGCGAGGACACCAUCGCCAAAGCCAAGCAGAGUCGCAGUGAGAAGAAGGCCCGAAAGGCGAUGUCCAAGCUGGGCUUGCGGCAGAUUCAGGGCGUCACCAGGAUCACCAUCCAGAAGUCCAAGAACAUCCUCUUCGUCAUCGCCAAGCCCGACGUGUUCAAGAGCCCAGCCUCUGACACCUACGUGGUCUUCGGGGAGGCCAAGAUCGAGGACCUGUCCCAGCAAGUGCACAAAGCCGCGGCCGAGAAGUUCAAGGUACCCUCGGAGCCCUCGGCCCUGGUGCCCGAGUCACUGCCCGGGCCCCGGGUGAGGCCUGAAUGUGAAGAGGAGGAAGAGGAGGAGGAGGAGGAGGAGGAGGUGGACGAGGCCGGGCUGGAGCUGCGUGACAUUGAGCUGGUGAUGGCGCAGGCCAACGUGUCCAGGGCCAAGGCUGUGCGGGCCCUGAGGGACAACCACAGUGACAUCGUGAAUGCCAUCAUGGAACUGACCAUGUAGCUGCUGACCAGACGCGGGACCACCGUGCACCUCCCUCCAUUGCUGCUCAAUAAACCAGUGCCCCUCACA